Monopterus albus (swamp eel) is the source of this 5151-nucleotide messenger RNA. It is a transcript of the gene adam12b, whose product is annotated as ADAM metallopeptidase domain 12b. The transcript is spliced from 23 exons. The record is from RefSeq and is a predicted model, not a curated record. NCBI's taxonomy places the organism in Eukaryota, Metazoa, Chordata, Actinopteri, Synbranchiformes, Synbranchidae. The coding region runs from base 592 to 3525 and encodes 977 amino acids. Gene Ontology annotation, biological process: proteolysis. Gene Ontology annotation, molecular function: metalloendopeptidase activity.
AUAAUAAUAUGCAGACUACUUAAUGGUAGGUAGGUAGGACUUUAUUGAUCCCACAAUGGGGAAAUUCCUGGGUUCCAGCACACUAGAGAUGCUGCUUGGUAUGCAUUUAUAUUUGAAGAAUACUGUAGAUAUCUGGUCUUCCCAACACACAUAAAUCCAAGACCGGGUUUGGGUUUGUAUUUGUCUGGCGUUAGGACCUGACGCCGUCUGAAGCGCACAUGGCAAAGUGUGGCAGCUCCGGUUCGAGAGGGGAUGGCAAGUCCGCUUCAUUACUCUCCAGCAUCCUCCCAUUUUGGCUUUUCUGUCCCUCCUUUGCCAUCCUCCGGCCACAGGAGAAACACCUCUACACAAAAACAGUUAGUUAACACAUGUAUCUGUGCGUCUCUCCCCGAGGCGUCCACCACGCGUCUGGUGUAGUGAAGAAAAGUUUCUGACAGCUUGUCGCAUCUUAGUGGUGGAGCCUUUUUGUCCUCCCGCACUGCUGUGGACUGCUUUGACCUGUAUCGCCAUCCUGGCACCUGGUCUGGUCGCGCUGCAUCAAUAACGCAGCCUGGCGCUUUCACCCCGUUUCACCCACCGAGCCCGGACAUCAUGAGAGCCUGGAGACGACGGAGGAACUUUGCCUUUCUGAUCGUCGCUCUCCGCUUCUGGUGCCUUUCCACGGCAGCAGAAAAUGCUGACAGCACGAUUUACAACACAGAGGAGGGAAGUAGUCCAGACAAGUCUAAACAGCGAGGGGAAGGAAUUAAAUCAGAACGUCAUGGGACCACCGUACCUCUGCUGCUGAAGGGCGAGGAGCCGAGACCUCUCAGCGAGCUCACGGCAUGGAAUUAUCCUGCGUCACUCCAGCUGCUGUUGCGUGCGGAAGGUGAACAGCUGAUCCUGCUGCUAGAGAAAAAUGAGGGUCUUUUUGCAAGUCAUUACACAGAGACUCAUUACCGGGAGGAUGGAAGUGCAGUCAUCGGUGCUCACAACUUCACGAAUAACUGCUAUUACCAUGGGGAAGUGCAGGCACAUCCAAACUCCGAUGUCACCCUCAGCGCCUGCUCAGGGCUUCGAGGUUUCAUCGUGCUUGAAAACAAGACGUUCAUCAUUGAGCCGGUGUCUGGCCAUGACACCGGUGCCCACUUCAUCUACAGAGUGGAAGAACUCAGACUGACUCCAGGAGCCUGUGGCCACGGUUUCAACAUGUCCUCUGUUGCUCCUGAAGACCACAUUAAAAGCCCCUUCCAUUCCUUCCACUCAAGGCAUAAAAGGCAUGCUCAGAAGACCACCAAAUACGUUGAGCUGAUCAUAGUGGCAGACAACAGAGAGUUUCAGAAACAUGGGAAGGACUUGGAGAAGGUGAAACAGAGACUGGCAGAGAUAGCCAAUUAUGUGGACAAGUUCUACAGAGCCCUGAACAUCCGAGUGGCCUUGGUGGGUCUGGAGGUGUGGAGUGACUCAGAUAAAUGUCCCAUCACCCAGGAUCCUUUCAACACACUGCACGAGUUCCUAGAUUGGAGGAAAGUCAAACUGCUGCCCCAGAAACCUCACGACAAUGCUCAACUCAUAAGUGGGGUGUAUUUCCAGGGCACCACCAUUGGCAUGGCACCCAUUAUGAGUAUGUGCACAGCUGAGCAGUCUGGAGGCAUUGUCAUGGACCACUCUGAAAACCCACUGGGUCCAGCCGUGACUUUGGCACAUGAGCUCGGGCACAAUUUUGGCAUGAACCACGACACUCCAGAACGUGGCUGUGGCUGCCGGAUGACUGUUGAUCGUGGAGGCUGCAUCAUGACCCCCUCCACUGGGUAUCCAUUCCCAACAGUGUUCAGUACAUGCAGUAAGAAGGACCUUGCUGCCAGUCUGGAGAAAGGUGUGGGCAUGUGUUUGUACAACAUGCCUGAGGUCAAGGUGCUCUAUGGUGGACAGAAGUGUGGCAAUGGCUAUGUGGAGGAGGGAGAGGAGUGUGACUGCGGGGAGCCAGAGGAAUGUGUGAACCCAUGCUGCAAUGCUACCACGUGCACCCUCAAGGGAGAUGUUGUGUGUGCUCAUGGACAGUGCUGUGAAGACUGCAGGCUGAAACUGGCUGGCACCUUGUGUCGAGAAUCGAGUAACUCCUGCGACCUGCCAGAGUUCUGUACUGGUGCCAGCCCUCACUGCCCAGCCAACGUUUAUCUGCACGAUGGACAUGCCUGCCACAAUGUCGAAGGCUACUGCUACAAUGGUAUCUGCCAGACACAUGAGCAACAAUGCAUCACCCUGUGGGGAACAGGAGCCAAGCCUGCCCCUGGGAUCUGCUUCGAGAGAGUCAACUCUGCAGGGGAUCCUUAUGGGAAUUGUGGGAAGGACUCCAAAGGCUCCUUUGCCAAAUGCGAUGCAAGGGACGCAAAGUGUGGUAAAAUUCAGUGUCAGGGAGGAGCCAACCGGCCAGUGAUCGGGACAAAUGCUGUGUCCAUUGAAACCAACAUCCCGCUACAAGAAGGAGGGCGUAUUCUGUGUCGAGGAACACAUGUUUACCUGGGUGAUGACAUGCCAGACCCUGGACUGGUUCUGGCUGGUACAAAGUGUGGAGAUGGCAUGGUGUGUCUGAAUCGCCAGUGCCAGAAUGUUAGUGUCUUUGGUGUGCAUGAGUGCUCUGGGAAGUGCAAUGGACGUGGGGUGUGCAACAACAAGAAGAACUGCCACUGUGAAGCGCAUUGGGCCCCUCCGUUCUGUGAGAAAGCUGGCUUUGGUGGGAGCAUCGACAGUGGGCCAAUCAGACUGGCAGAUGUGCGCGUGUGUGUAUUAAUGUGCGUGUUGUCAUAUAUGGCAUCAGCCGACAGCAUGGUCAUUACUGUGGCAACAAUGGUUACCCUGCUUGGCCUUCUGGUAGCCUCUAUAAUCAUCUUUUUGAAGAGGAAGACUCUGGUGCGCCUCCUCUUCACCAACAAGAAAAGCACCUUGGAGAAACUCAGAUCUGUGGAGGCCAACAGGCGACCCAGCCCCAUCAAGACUCAGUCCACCUACAGGCCCACACCUCAACGCAAACCUCCACCCAGCCCCUCUGGAGCAGGCAUUUAUAAGCCAUCUUUCCUGAGUGCGGAGCCUCUUCUCCCUCCGCACAACUUCCACUCUCACAGCCUGUGCAAACUGCCCCUCUACCAGCCCCUGCACAUCAGCCAGCCCAUACCAGUGUCGCUGAAUGUGGGCCAGCCCAUCCUGCCUCUUCUCCCAGCCCACCACAGGGUCCUGCCCGCCCACACGUCUCUCUCACCACCUCGGGCGCCACCUUUUCUCAGUCUGCCUCUCGAGCAGUCAUCGUACAGAGUAGACCAGGACUUUCAGAAGCCCAGUCCACCCCAGAGACCUCUACCUGCAGACCCACUAGGGAGGAGCUCUCGGCUGGGUCAUAGUACCACAGCAGCAGGGGUCCACAUCCUUGGAACUGGACCCAUCCCCAUACCUAUCCCCACUGUGCCCAGACCUCCACCCACCAUCCCUUUGCCCAGCAGACCUGUGCCGGUGUUGCCCUACAGACCACCAAAGGCUCAUAAGGACUGCUGAGCUCUUUGACAUCAUGAACGAGUAGAUCUUUUACCAACAGAUGGAGACUUUCUUGAUUUGCACUAAUUGCCGAGACUGUAAGAGCUUUCGAACAGUUAAAAGUGUCACAGAGCUUCUAAUGAAAGGGGCCUAACAUCAGAACUCUGUGCUAUGCCUCUAAAAGGUGCUUUGUUGUUGUCGCUCAGGUACCAAUGAACUAUUUAUCUAUUUAACUAUUUAACUUUGAUUUGACCAGUUUGUGCACAGAACACUCUGACCAAGAGUGAUUUUCCCCAUGGACAAGUUUAGAAGUUUGUCAUAUGCAUUCUUUGUUGAUUUUUAUAUACAUUUUUUUUCCUCAAAUGAAAUGCUGAAAUGUUUUUUAAAACCACUGAAGUUGCUUGAAUGAAGCACAACUCGGCAAAUACAUGUUUUAUGCUGUCAUGGUGCUGAAAAAUUGAUAUUCAUCAAAUCAUUUUUCUUAAAUAAAAUGACAACAGCUUUAGGCUAGGCUCCAUGAUCCAUAUUGAAAUAGUUGAACUCGUAUUAAAGCCCCAGACUGUGGCAUUAUCCGAUCAGCUCAUUUUACAGUCUCACAGUCAGGCUUCUUUAUUCCCUUAUAAGUUCACUUUUGCAGUGAAGUACAAACAGGAAGGUACUUUUCACACAUUUUAGACUGACACACUGCUCGGGGCAUGUGUUGGAUGCCCCACGUGUUCUCUGGAUGUUGGCAUACGCUGCAGAGGCCCAGAUUUGACAGAUUGUGUUCCAGAGAAUUACAGCAACACCAAAUACUCCCACAUUAACUCUGGUGUUUGUAUGUUUAACAGUAACGUUCACUUUGUCCUCAAUUGUGCGAGCCAGGGAGAAUGACUUCAGUGCUGCAAGCUUUCCAAGUCCUUCCUCAGCUGUGUCCAACAUGAUGUUUUCCCAUAUCUGUCCUGUGUUUUUUUUUUGUUUUGUUUUGGGUUUUUUUGCCUUGAUAAUAUUCCAUUUGGAUUCUAUUCAUGCAUUCAUGGCAUCAUUUAUUGGAAUCAGAGCUUGGCGUUGUACUUUGAGUUAAGCGCUUUCCUUGAUGUUAUUUGUUGUCAAAUUGCUGUUAAACAAGGGGGGAAUUCAACUGUUAAAUAGUUUAUAGCACAGUUUUUUUUUCCUGUGUCAGUGUUCACUUUGGAUCAUGCGUUUUGUAUUUGCAGUGUAUCUAAAUGCAGUGCUUUUCUUUUUAUCAGUGCAGAAUGAUUGAGGUCAAUGAAGCCCUGCAUACUGCACCUGUGUACAUUAAGUGUGCGGAAGUUGACAGAGUAACUGCUCCCUGGUGGAAAUAAUUUGUUAUUGCCGUGUGGAUUAGUCGUUAGUCGUUAUGUUUAUGCCAUCUGUAAAUCCUAAAUGUACCAUGUUUAUUUGCAUAACUGUAACAAAAGCCAUUGUAAAGUGUAAAUAUUGUAUGUCAAUUAUAAUUUCUCUUCAGUUUUUUUUUUUUUGUUUGUUUCUUUUUACAAGAACUGUAAUAUAAGAACUGCUUUGAGACCACGGCCCUUUUUACAUUGGAUGGUGAAAACAUGAAUUGGAAAUGUUCACUCUUAAGCUUUAGGCCAGAAACAAAUGUUUCAGGACAUCAUUUAAACUGAGAGAUUUUACUGGUGAAGU